AGUUCUGCCCAUUAGGACUCAAGUGUUUCAUCAAAUUCUGUCACAGAUUUUCUGUGACCCAUAUAUUCCCUGCUAUGGCUAGGGCAGAGUGCUGAAACUCCCAGCUUCAGACACCCUUACCCCACUGGUGCUGCUGCCUGUAUAAUCUUUGUCUUUUGAGGUCUGUUACCCCAAUUUGGAUACUGUUCCUUAUUCCACCUUCUGCCACUUUCUUUCCAGGGUUUUGCUGGGUCAUUUGCUCCACAGGGAAAAGAAUGGUUGUGGAGCUGAGGAGCACUGCAGGUAUCCUCACUGCAGGCCCCUUGUCUUUUCUGUCCUUGGACUGCUGAGCUGUCCUCCUUUGCUGGGAGAUUUGAGCAGGCUGACUGCAGCCAUCUUUGUUAUCUAGGCAAGACAACUGUAAACACAGUGUUGACACCAUCCAAGACACCAGAAGUCAGUGUAAUGCAGUUAUUCCUCAAAAUGGAGGAUUGACAUGGGUUCUGGGACUACAGGCAUGGACCAAGCAUGGUGGAGGCUAAAUAAAGUAGAAGGAUCACCAUGGAUCACUGUUGAAUUUAGACCAAGCUUACUGAGAGAAUCCGUGGAGUGAAGAAGAUGGAUAUUUAAAGAAAUCAUGAGUCGAAGAUCUCAAGUUCACAUUUUUUGGGGUGCUCCUGUUGCUCCACUGAAAAUGACAAUAUCACAGGGAACAACUUCCUUAAUGUCCACGGCCAACACCUGGGAAAAAGUCCAACUUUUUUACAAACAGCAUUCUUCAUACCUAAAGGCUGAAAACCAGGAACUUAAAAAUCUGGAAGACUGUCCAGUCCCAGAAGCUCUUGGUCCUCCAGACCCUCUUAGUGGUCACCUUUUAGCGACUUACGUGAGUAGUCCUGCUCAGGUGGAAGGAGGCUUUGCACAUUCUGCUUUUGAAAGCCAGAGGGUAAGAUUCCAGGAGAUUAACGUGAGGGAUGUGGCUAGUGUGCAAACAUGUGGGGAUAAGGACAGAGUUCAGCCUUUACCUGGAGAAGAAAACGAUCCAAAGCAUCAGUGUGAAAAUGAGGACAUCGCAGAUGAGCAAUGUAAAGAUGAGUCACAUCCUGGGGUUGAGAACUGUCAAGCAGAUGUGUCUCGGUUAGAUCCUAAGUGUGCUGCUGGGCUGGAUGUGGACUGUAGUGCUGAACACACUAAUAUAGGGCCAGAAGCUAUGAGGACAGAGCCUGUGCCAACAGCACGGCAUGAAACGCAAAGUCAGGAGAUCUUUUCCUCUGACACACACUGUGAACCAGAGUCUGAGGGAGCAGUCAGGAAAGCCUCGGACCAGAAAGUAUCUACUGACACCGAAUUUCUCAGUAUAAUGACCUCCAGCCAGUGUGCUUUUCUAGCUCAAGGGAGUAGUAAAGGUCAAGACUGUAUAAAUAAAAAAACUGUAAACGUGGAGACAGAAGCAACAGGAAGGCAGGGCGUAAGACCAAGUAAAGGUGAUGUUAUGAAGCCCAGUGAAGAUUUUGCACAAGGGCCUGAGGAUGAGCAAAGCCAGGCACAUUCCCUGGAGCUCUUCAGUCCUGUGUGUCCUGAAUCUGAGAGCACUCACAUUCACAUAAGCCCUGGAAAAAGUCUUGAAGAAAACAUAAGCUCACAAGAACUUUUCAGUAAUGAAGAAAACCUGCCACCAAAUGAGGAACACAACAUUGAGUGGUGUAGCUCGGGAGUGCUGCGUUCCCAACGCGGUGCCUUCCACCAAAGUGCUGCUAAAAGGAGCUGGUCCCCUGAAGGCAGUUCCCAUCACUCUAAAGCUCUUUCUGAAGUCCGUCAGGUGUCCAAGAAGCCAAGGACCGACUCAGACACAGGAGAGUCAGCCAAAACAGUGCCCCUGAGGAUCAUGUCCAAAUUUAAGGACAUUAAACACAUAUCAUUAAUAAAAAACUGUGACUCUAAAAGUCAGAAGUAUAACUGCUUAGUCAUGGUGCUAACCCCAUGCCACGUGAAGGAAAUAAACGUAAAAUCUGGACCAAAUUCUGGUUCUAAAGUGCCGUUAGCAACGAUUGUCGUAACUGAUCAAUCAGAAAUUAAGAAGAGGGUUGUUCUCUGGAGGAGUGCAGCAUUUUGGGCACUCACAGUGUUUCCUGGAGAUAUAAUUCUACUUACAGAUGUGACUGUUCAUGAGGAUCAGUGGGUUGGUGAAACAGUGCUGCAAUCAACAUUUACCAGUCAGUUGUUUAAUCUUGGAAGUUAUUCAUGUGUCCGGCCUGAAAAAUAUUCCAGUGCAGUUGCCAAUGUUCAGGACUUACUGGCAUAUGUGUCUUUAAAACAUUCCUAUCUCAAAGAUCUGCCUCAGAGGCAGCCUCAGAAAAUGAACGCUGUAGAGUUUGUGGAAUUGGAGCAGCUGCAGCCUGAUACAUUAGUCCAUGCAGUACUCAGAGUAGUGGAUGUCACUGUACUGACAGAGGCAUUAUAUAGUUAUAGAGGACAGAAGCAAAGGAAAAUUCUGUUAACAGUGGAACAGACUCAAGGUCAGCAUUAUGUGCUUGUAUUAUGGGGUCCUGGAGCAGCCUGGUAUACUCAGCUUCAAAGGAAAAAAGAUUGUAUUUGGGAAUUUAAGUACCUUUUUGUUCAGCGCAACUGCAUACUAGAAAACUUAGAACUACAUGGCACACUGUGGUCAUCCUGUGAGUGCUUGUUUGAUGAUGAUAAAAGAGCAGUUUCAUUUAAAGCAAAAUUUCAAAAAAAUACACCCUCCUUUGUCAAGAUAUCAGACUUGUCAACUCACCUAAAGGAUAAGUAUUCAGGAGUGGUUCUGAUUAAAGCCAAGGUUUCAGAGCUGGUGUUUUCUACUGCAGCAGCUCAGAAGAUAGCUCUGAAUGCUCACAGCUCUCUGAAGGGCAUCUUCUCUUCUCUCCCCAACAUUACAUAUGCUGGCUGUGCACAGUGUGGAUCGGAACUAGAACCAGAUGAGAACAGGAUCUACAGACAGUGUCUGAGCUGCUUGCCAUUUGCUGGGAAGAAAACAUUCUAUAGGCCAGCUUUAAUGACCAUAGCUGAUGGAAGACAUAAGACUUGUGUCCAUGUAGGGUCAAAGAUGAUGGAGCGGAUUCUUCUCAACAUUUCUCCAGAUUGCCUCAACAGAGCGAUAGUGCCUUCCUCCGAGGUCACCUACGGCACAGUAGCAGCAGACUUGCUCCACUCCUUGCUGGCGGUCAGUGCAGAACUGUGUGUGUUGAAGAUUCAGAGCCUUUUUGAGUUGGAUGAAAACAGCUACCCAUUGCAACAGAAUUUCUCCCUACUAGAUUUCUGUCCUGAUUCGUGUAAGAGGUGGAGCCCGGGACUUUGUCUAAGGCCAGAGGAGAACACGGAAGGCAUUCCAAGGAAGGAGUGAUGAGAUAAUCUGUCUUUUGAAGAUUUAUUUAUUUUUAUUAUAUGUAUGAAGGGUUUCGCCUAUGUAUGCCUGGUGCCCACAGAGACCAGGAGAG
Molecule: messenger RNA, 3452 nt
Organism: Acomys russatus (golden spiny mouse)
Lineage: Eukaryota; Metazoa; Chordata; Mammalia; Rodentia; Muridae
Gene: Shld2
Product: shieldin complex subunit 2
Exons: 11
Coding region: 617-3358 (913 amino acids)
Biological process (GO): regulation of double-strand break repair via homologous recombination
Cellular component (GO): nucleus; site of double-strand break
Source: RefSeq, a predicted model, not a curated record